Rubroshorea leprosula is the source of this 2211-nucleotide messenger RNA. Lineage: Eukaryota; Viridiplantae; Streptophyta; Magnoliopsida; Malvales; Dipterocarpaceae. The record is from the annotation of a GenBank genome assembly.
AGCUCCAAGGAAAGCAAGGAGAGUAAGAUCCUUGGUGGAAAUCUAUGAACAAACUCAAAGGUGUCAAAUGGCACAUGUCGAGGAGCCUAGCUGUUUUGAGGAAGCAAGCAGAACAGAAAAUGGUGCAAAGCUAUAGAUGAGGAAAUAGAAGCCUUGGAAAGAAAUCAAACAUGGGAGCUUGUGGACUUGCCUAAAGACAACAAAGUUGUAAGUCUAAAGUAGGUAUACAAGACCAAGUACAAUUCUGAUGGGUCAGUUCAUAAACACAAGGCUCGGUUGGUUGCUAGAGGUUAUAUGCAGCAAGAAGGUGUGGAUUUUGAUGAGACUUUUGCACCGGUUGCCAGGUUUGAUACUAUUCGAACUGUUUUAGCUUUAGCUGCUCAACAUAAGUGGUCUGUUUUUCAGUUUGAUGUGAAGUCAGCUUUCUUGAAUGGAUUCUUGGAGGAAAAUGUGUAUGUACAGCAGCCUCAGGGUUAUGAAAUUGAAGGACAGGAGCAGAAAGUGUACAAGUUGAAGAAAGCACUCUAUGGUCUGAAGCAAGCACCAAGAGCUUGGUAUGAAAGAAUUAAUGCUCAUUUCUGCAGCCAUGGAUUUCAUAAAAGUCCAAGUGAGCCUACUUUGUAUAUUCAGACCAGAGGUGGAGAUGAGGUACUGUUAGUGUGUCUUUAUGUUGAUGAUUUAAUAUACACUAGCAAUAGCUCUUUUUUGUUGAAAGAAUUUAGAAGAAUGAUGGUUAAUGAGUUUGACAUGACUGAUCUGGGUUUAAUGAGAUAUUUUUUGGGGUUGGAAGUGGUUCAAAAUGGUGAGGGAAUUUUUAUUUCCCAAGAGAAAUAUACUAAAGAUCUCCUUAAGAAGUGCAGAAUGGAAGAUUGCAACUCAGUGGGAACUCCAAUGGUUUCUAAUCAAAAGUUCAGUUUGGAUGAUGGAGAAGAAAAAGUUGAUGCUCAUGCCUAUCGCAGCCUUAUUGGGAGUCUUCUUUAUCUCACGAACAGCAGGCCUGAUAUUACUUUUGCCACCAGUGUGCUAUCUCGUUUUAUGCAAAGUCCAAGUAAGACACAUUAUGGAGCAGCGAGGAGGAUUCUAAGAUACUUGAAGGGGACAAUCUCUUUUGGAAUUUUAUAUGCCAAAAAUGAACAAUUUAAUUUAUUUGGGUACUCUGACAGUGAUUGGGUAGGUUGUGUUGAUGACCAGCGUAGUACUUCAGGUUAUGCUUUCUUUUUGGGGUUCGGUGCUAUUUGUUGGAGUUCAAAGAAGCAAGCCUCUACAGCUUUGUCAUCUUCAGAAGUAGAAUAUAUCUCCUUAACAGCAGCAGCGUGUCAAGCCACAUGGACAAGAAGAAUUCUGGAGGAUAUGAAGCAAGUACAAGUGCAGCCAACAACAAUAUUUUGUGACAAUCAAUCGACCAUUGCGAUGACAAAAAAUCCAGUAUUCCAUAGUCGAACUCGUCACAUUGAGACUCGGCACCAUUUCAUAAGGGAGUUAGUGGCGAGUGGAGGCUUGGAAGUUGUUCACUGCAAUUCAAAGGAUCAAGUCGCUGACAUCUUUACGAAGCCACUUCCUUUGGAUAAGUUUAUCCAUUUAAGGGAUUUGCUUGGAGUUUUAAAUUUCAGCAUUAAGGGGGAGCAUGUUACAAUAUAAUGCUGAAAUGGGUUUUUUGCUUUGGUGUCAAUUUCUUUGCUUAGCUGUCAAUUUCUGGUUUAUGUGUCUUCAAGAUAAAUUGCAGGAUUAGUUUAUAAUUUGACAGAGUCCAAGUUUGUUAUUGAGUCUUUAUUUAGUGGAGUAUGGUUCCUUAUUUUUAGAGAUAAGAUUAGUUUCCUUUUUUGCAGAUCGUGGAGUCAUGGAGUCCUUGUAUUGUGCAAUCUGUUGCUCUACAUUUUCUAUUUAAAUGGGCACAGAUCAGUUGAAUAAAUAUCCUCAAUUCAGUUCAUCUUUUCUGUUGCACACCAAGUGUUUGAUUAAUUGCCUCAUAGAAAUUUCAUUUACUUUAACCCCUGUUUUUUAUCAGUUCCAUUCAUCCACGAAAUUUCUUCGAUUGGAUUAGAAGGUUCCACUACGUACCUCAUGACUCUGCUUUUUCAGUUAAUUAGAGAAAAAAAAAAAAAACUAGUUUUAUCAUCGAAUGUUCUUCGAUUGGAUUAGAAUCCAUUUUCUUUGUAGUUUUCGGCCUUUUUGGUUUCUCUUUCAUUCCUCUCCCUUGUACAGUUUCUCCUU